Molecule: messenger RNA, 567 nt
Organism: Iphiclides podalirius (scarce swallowtail)
Lineage: Eukaryota; Metazoa; Arthropoda; Insecta; Lepidoptera; Papilionidae
Source: the annotation of a GenBank genome assembly
AUGGCACAAAGAAAUGAGUACACCUGCCUACCCCCGUUCCACCGGGCGUGGCCGCGCGCCGCGCGCCCCAACACAAUUAGGUUAAUGAGGCGUCUUCAUUUCUCCAUCUCCAUCAUCCGUGUCGGAAUGCAUGUCAUGUACCCGGUGCCGCCGGUGCAACAUCGCAGCAGUCAGCCAAUCAGCGCGCAACCAGAUCACCAGCCGGCAGUGUCGCCGGCCCAGCAGCCAAUCAAGAAGCGUCGCCUGCUGAGCCCACACAGCGAGUACAGCGCACACGCUCAGCUGGACAACACGCUCUACAAGAAGGGCCAGCCGUUCUAUGAGGUCGGUGUCGAAGCUUUUCUAUACUGGUCCUGGUCCUUAAUACGGAUAGCGAAAAUAUUAUAUGACAGUAACAAGAUGCGAGUAGGCUGGGUUUUCACUGCCGCUCUGCGGAGUGCGAAGAAAGCACCAACCAAUGAGAAACCUGUGUACACUCUAUUCAGUGUCCUAUUGGUGGAUUCCAUCACUCCGCAGUCCAGUAGCUGGAGCGCGGUCUUCGCCACAAAUCUGGUGGAACGACAGCCU